Molecule: messenger RNA, 246 nt
Organism: Phyllostomus discolor (pale spear-nosed bat)
Lineage: Eukaryota; Metazoa; Chordata; Mammalia; Chiroptera; Phyllostomidae
Product: putative protein ZNF720
Exons: 3
Coding region: 1-246 (81 amino acids)
Biological process (GO): regulation of DNA-templated transcription
Source: RefSeq, a predicted model, not a curated record
AUGGCAGCUUCUCAGGAAUCUUUGACCUUCAAGGACGUAUCAGUAGAUUUCUCUUUGGAGGAAUGGGAAUGCCUAGACCCAGCUCAGCGGAAAUUGUACUCAGAUGUGAUGCUGGAGAAUUACAGCAACCUGGUCUCCCUGGGUCUUGUUGUUUCUAAGCCAGGCCUGGUCACAUUUUUGGAACAGAUGCAGGAGGUCUGGGAUGUUUCCAGAAAAAAGUCAAUAUCCACCCCCCCAGGUAGGUGA